AUGCGAGCCGCUUCGCGGAAGGACGCCCCGCUCGGGCAGCGCGUUGCGAAAUCUCUCCCGCCGACGCAUCCCACCGCCGAGCCGCAGCACCGCGUUGCCCCGCCCGUGCCCGUUGCGAAACCUCUCCCGCCGACGCAUCCCACCGCCGAGCCGCAGCACCGCGUUGCCCUGCCCGUGCCCGAUCACGCUGCAGCUGCCGCUGCAGCUUCGCCUGAUGCGGGGGCGGUGGCAAAAGGCGCUUCUGGGAAGCGAUCGGCGUUUUCGGAGGUUGCGGUGCCGCUAGGAAAGCUGGAAAGUGCAAAGUCUUUCGGUGGGAAGGCCUCAACGGAUAACUCGCAGCUAGAGUUGGGCUGUGCAGAAUCGCCGCGCGUCGCAGAUGGCAAGGCAGGUGAGGACCCUACGCCUGCGAAGGCCACUAGUGUCGUAGGGUCUGCAGAAAGGACGCAAGCGAAUGAGAAGAUUUUACAACCCUUGCAGCAGCCGUCAUCUACUCCUGGUCAGGUGAAAAGCCCCAUCACAGUGAGCGAAUCAGCCCUCGUUAAGAAACCAAAAAACGGCACAUCAUUGGAUACAGAGGGAAAAGAGUCUCAAGUCACCCCACCAACCAACGAAAACAUAGAGCCACGCGAUGAAGAUGUGAAAACUACCCCGAUAGAGGUCGCAUCUAAAGAUAAGGGAAAACCUGUUGCUGCUGGGAACAAAAUAUCGGCAGAGAGUCGUGAUGGCGAUGGAGAGCAGAGUGACGGGCACCGAAAGUCUGUUUCAUCAAAAGGAGAAGAGAAAUUGGAGAAACAUCCAAAGCGCGCAACCUCCCCGGUCAGGAACGGCGGCAAGGCCGCAGACAAGAAGCGGUCCGAUGGCAAUAGUGAACAGUCUGGAAAACUUGAAGAACGGGACAACAACGCGGAAACACGAAAGUUAAGUAGUACCAACUACGGGGAUGAAAAGAAUGUGAAAAAUCCGAUCACUCUUUCGCCAAACCUGGAAUCUAAAGUUCACCAACCGAAAUCUUCUAAUAAAACCAUAGAAGAAGCGACUGCUGGUGCUGGGACAAGGAAUCUUCCAAAGAAACUACCUGGGGUAGAGGCAAUGCAGAUAGAAUCGAAAAAAACCGAAAGGGUCGACAUGGAAACGGACAAGAGCGCGCGUACUUCUGACGUCGUGGAGAAGCAACCGUCGACUCACGGCUCUGCUCCUACUGUUUCAAACGAGGGAGGAGCACUUAAAGUAUUGAAUCGUGAGCAGUUUUCUCCUUCACAUGGAUCUCCAGGUACCGAUAGAGAACGAGAGGCGACCGGAACGAACGGCAAAACACCUUCCCCUCCUUUGUCUUCAACUAUCGGAGGCAAACAGGCACUCGGGCAGUCGGAGAAGUCUUCUCCCACACCGUCAUCCUCACUCGAGGAUGGAGACAAAGGGACAGCAAGGAAGCAGAAAAGCCCGUCUAAAUCUCUGUCACCUGCAGUUAGCGAUAGAGGCAAAGCAGAGAAAGCAUUGGAGCGAUUUGUGCGAACUUCCGGCUCCAAAAAGCCAGAAGACGUGGCCAUACGACAAGUCGAUCAGAAGUCGGAAAAGCACAGACCGCAGCGCAAGGACGCAAAGGUCUCUUCAGAUAAAUCUGACAGAAAGGCUGGAAAAGUAUCCGGAAAAGAGCGGAUCUCUAAACCUUCAUCCUAUGAUACUCAAAGCACGGAAAAAUCCCAGGGUAAAGAAAACUUCAAAAGCGGCAAGUCGACUAAGCGAAAACGAAGAAGUGAAGCGGAUAAGCCUACUGCGGAAGAGCCAGAUCAGAACCCCUCUGGCAGUCCGAAGAAAAGGCCCAGAAUUCACAAUUCUGAUACCCGUUGUGUUCCACAGGACCUUGAAGAGCAGAAAAACAUUCUUCGCGCUCUACGUGAGUUAAUGGAGAAGGAUUAUGCAGAAGUCUUCUUAGAACCGGUCGAUCCCUCAGAAAAAGGCUGCGCGGCGUAUUAUACAGUAAUUAAGAAAGCUAUGGAUUUGGGAACCAUUGAGAAACGUCUCGAUCAAGCGACCUCACAAAACGCGUACUACGCAGCUAAAACCGAUAUCUUCGCAGAUAUCGAACUUGUCUGGUCGAACUGCAGACAGUUCAACGGCAUGUUCGACCCCAUAAUUGGCGAUGUUGAGAAAUGCAUGGCGUUUCUAGACGCGGCGUUGGAGAAGUACGGCGUAGAAAGUGGUGCAAACAAGGAUAAUCAACGAAGACGCUCAAGGUCACGUUCUCUGAAGCGAAAGUUCGAGGAUAGUCAGUUGACAGAACGACCCAAGAAGCAACAACAACAGCGUAAAAAAGCAAAGCCAAAGGCUGAUGACCUAAACGAUGGUCGUCUGGUCGGCAAAGUGGUAGCGGUGUUCACGCGGCGAGGUCCCCGGAAAGCUAAAGCUUGGACGCGGGUGAAAGUUGUCGAUUUCCUCGAGCGCUCGCAGUCAUACAAACUGCAGUGGCUUGAUGACGGGAAAAUAACCUAUAACGCUACAUUUGGUAUGAAUGAGACUUUUCCUGUGUUUCGUCAGUGAAGCGAGGGGGGUUUUCCGCCACCCGCUGUUACGCUUAUUAUUAUCCUAAUAAAUGACAACAUCUCCGCUGGUAAAGGAGAUUAUUG
Messenger RNA from Chondrus crispus (carragheen), 2624 nucleotides. RefSeq lists its product as hypothetical. The transcript is spliced from 2 exons. Gene Ontology annotation, biological process: chromatin remodeling; regulation of DNA-templated transcription. Gene Ontology annotation, cellular component: nucleus; chromatin. The coding region runs from base 1 to 2538 and encodes 845 amino acids. The record is from RefSeq and is a predicted model, not a curated record. NCBI's taxonomy places the organism in Eukaryota, Rhodophyta, Florideophyceae, Gigartinales, Gigartinaceae.